AUGAAGAAGCGAAGCCGCCUGGCCCUGCCGCCGCAGAGCCCCGAUGGCCUGCGCGAGACGCCGGUAGAGGUCGUUGUCAUUGACGACGACGAAUCGCCCAAGCACGAGACGAGCAAGCAAGUAGAUUACGCCGUGGCCAGCCCACCGACCGACGACGCGAGCCUCGGUCCCGAGCUACGUCUGUACCAGGAAGGCCUCGACGGCGACUGGCUCCAGCUCGCGUGGAUGCGCACGCGCGCCGAGGUCCCAGCGUCUGAGGCUCUACCGACCGAGAUGGUGCUACCGAGUGUCACGUGCAACCUGCACGACAUUCUACCGUCGACGAAAUCGUCGCCGCGCCCCAUUUCGUCAUCAGCCGUCAACAACUCUGCCGACGUCCCACUCGCCCAGCAGCGCUCCAAGGCCGAGUGCAUGGCGAAGAUUCAGGCGUGGCUACGGCACGGCGACGGCGACGUACCGUGGCCAUCAUGCGACGCGCAGCUAUUAGCCGACUGCGACUGGGCGACCAUGUUGACGCCGCCGCCGUCGCCAUCGACGCUCUGUGCCAUCGUCCGCGCCUCAUCGAGUCCGUCGCUAUAUCGACAAUUGUGGCUUCAAGAGCCGCUGCUUCGGGCGACGCUCGUGCAUGCUGGCGCUUUGCGCGACGUGGCGGUGCUGACCCGACUUGUCGACUGCGAUCACGUGCGGAGCAUGGCGCCGCGGGCCUUUCGCUCGACUCUGCGGCAGUUGGACUUGCGCAAAGACGGCGAAGACGUUGGAAUCUACCUCGAAUCCGAGCUGGUUCGCGUCUACCACACAUUGCGCUGAAUGUACUGUGUUA
Molecule: messenger RNA, 820 nt
Organism: Saprolegnia parasitica CBS 223.65
Lineage: Eukaryota; Oomycota; Saprolegniomycetes; Saprolegniales; Saprolegniaceae
Exons: 1
Coding region: 1-807 (268 amino acids)
Source: RefSeq, a predicted model, not a curated record